Messenger RNA from Parnassius apollo (apollo), 1098 nucleotides. The record is from the annotation of a GenBank genome assembly. Lineage: Eukaryota; Metazoa; Arthropoda; Insecta; Lepidoptera; Papilionidae.
AUGAGUUUCGAGUAUCCCAAAUUGAGUUUCGAUUAUCCCACAUUGAGUUUCGAGUAUCCCAAAAUGAGUUUCGAUUAUCCCAAAACGAGUUUCGAGUAUCGCAAAUUGAGUUUCGAGUAUCCGAAAUUCAGUUUCGAGAAUCACAAAAUGAGUUUCGAGCAUCCCAAAUUGAGUUCCGAGUAUCCCAAAAUGAGUUUCGAGUAUCCCAAAUUGAGUUUCGAGUAUCCCAAAUUGAGUUUCGAGUAUCCCAAAUUGAGUUUCGAGUACUUAUCCCAAAUUGAGUUUCGAGUAUCCCAAAGUGAAUUUCGAGUAUCCCAAAUUGAGUUUCGAGUAUCCCAAAAUAAAUUUCGAGUAUCCCAAAAUGAGUUUCGAGUAUGCCAAAUUGAGUUUCGAGUAUCCCAAAUUGAGUUUCGAUUAUACCAAAUUGAGUUUGGAGUAUCCCAAAUUGAGUUUCGAGUAUCCCAAAUUGAGUUUCGAGUAUCCAAAAUUGAGUUUCGAGUAUCCCAAAUUGAGUUUCGAGUAUCCCAAAUUGAGUUUCGAGUAUCCCAAAUUGAGUUUCGAGUAUCCCAAAUUGAGUUUCGAGUAUCCCAAAAUGACUUUCGUGUAUCCAAAAAUGAGUUUCGAGUAUCCCAAAUUGAGUUUCGAGUAUCCCAAAAUGAGUUUCGAGUAUACCAAAUUAAGUUUCGAGUAUCCCAAAUUGAGUUCCGAGUUACCAAAUUGAUUUUCGAGUAUCCCAAAAUGAGUUUCGAGUAUCUCAAAUUGAGUUUCGAGUAUCCCAAAUUGAGUUUCGAUUAUACCAAAUUGAGUUUCGAGUAUCCCAAAAUGAGUUUCGAGUAUCCCAAAUUGAGUUUCGAGUAUCCCAAAUUGAGUUUCGAGUAUCCCAAAAUGAGUUUCGUGUAUCCAAAAAUGAGUUUCGAGUAUCCCAAAUUGAGUUUCGAGUAUCCCAAAUUGAGUUUCGAGUAUCCCAAAAUGAGUUUCGAGUAUCCCAAAUUGAGUUUCGAGUAUCCCAAAAUGAGUUUCGAGUAUCCCAAAAUGAGUUUCGAGUAUCCCAAAAUGAAAAAUCCGGAUUUUCCAGAGUUUUAUAAAUCCGGUUUUUAA